Messenger RNA from Macroventuria anomochaeta, 1276 nucleotides. RefSeq names its product inosine monophosphate dehydrogenase. Bases 176 to 1225 code for a protein of 349 amino acids. The transcript has a single exon. Gene Ontology annotation, molecular function: nitronate monooxygenase activity. NCBI's taxonomy places the organism in Eukaryota, Fungi, Ascomycota, Dothideomycetes, Pleosporales, Didymellaceae. The record is from RefSeq and is a predicted model, not a curated record.
CCGUAAGAUGUGCAUCUCCGCUCACCUCCGUCUACGACUCAUCCCCCUGUCUCGUUAACAUAUAUGGGGAUCGACGCAGCGCCAGCUGGCAUCUUUCCGCGCUGCACCUACAAAGAAAACUUCAGGCCUGGCACGUCUUCCAAUCUCAUCACGCCCUUUCACGGCUCAAACCAAGAUGACUUCCAUCAAGACCUCCUUCCCAUGGAUUUCAAAUCCCCUCAUCAUUAAUGCGCCCAUGGCCGACAACGCCGGCGGUCUCCUCGCCGCCACCGUGACUCUUGCUGGUGGCUUCGGCCUCAUUGGAACGAAAGUGGACAUGAGUAUCACCCGGCGUGAACUAAACAUCGCCAAAGACACAUUCGCCGCACAUCCCUCCACUCCUCAUUCUCAAUCCUCAACCCUAAACAUCGGCGUCGGCUUCCUGCCGUUUGUCCUCAAGCUUGACGACGCUUUGGCGGUGGUAAAAGAAUUCAAGCCAGCUGUGGUAUGGCUAUUCGCAGCGAAACAGUUCGACGACUACGCCGUGUGGGCAAAGGCCGUGAGAGAGGUGUCGCCGAAGAGUCAAAUCUGGGUGCAAGCCGGUAGUGUCGCGUCCGCGCUACAAAUCGCCGAGCAGACAAAACCUGACGCUCUCUGUCUGCAAGGUGCAGAUGCGGGUGGUCAUGGAUUUGAGAAGGGCUCUGGUAUCAUCUCGCUGUUGCCUGAAACGGCAGAUGCAUUUGAGGCAGCGGGGUUUAGAGACGUGGCGCUGCUAGCAAGUGGUGGCAUCAUGGACGGACGCGGUGUUGCUGCGGCGAUGAGCUUGGGUGCUGCGGGUGUGGUGAUGGGCACGCGGUUCUUGGCGAGUAAAGAGGCGCUUGUGCAUCCCAUGGUGCAGGCUUCGAUCCUAGAGGCGAAAGAUGGCGGGCAGAUUACCACGAGGAGUAAGCUGUUUGAUCAGUUAAGCGGGCCGAAUAUUUGGCCGGAGGUGUAUGAUGGAAGGAGUCUUGUCGUCAAGAGUCACAAGGAGUAUGUGGAAGGUGUCAGUCUGGAAGAGAUCCAAAAGAAGCAUAAGGAGGCUCUGAAAGAGGAGGACUUGGGGUGGAAGACUGGACUCGAGGGGAGGGCAGCGAUCUGGGCUGGUACUGGGGUCGGUCUAGCCAAGGAAGUUGAUAGUGCAAGUGAGAUCGUGGAAACGGUUCGCAACGAGGCAAGGAAGAGGUUGUCUCUAGCUGCAAAGUUCUGAACAGAUCCUCUCAUAGCUACGAUGAUAGACACUACGUGUCAAUGCAUGGUC